Messenger RNA from Anisakis simplex (herring worm), 522 nucleotides. The record is from the annotation of a GenBank genome assembly. NCBI's taxonomy places the organism in Eukaryota, Metazoa, Nematoda, Chromadorea, Rhabditida, Anisakidae.
AUGACCACUGAAAAGUCACAGGCUAAAAUUCGUCUGCAGUCGUCAGACAAUGAGGUAUUUGAAGUUGAACGUGAUGUUAUUAAACUCUCAACUACUAUCAAUACAAUGCUUCAAGAUCUUGGUAUGGACGGUAAUGAGGCAGGAGAUACCGAAAUGGGUGAUCCGAUUCCCCUGCAGAAUGUUAAUGCUGCCAUUCUUAGAAAGGUGAUACAAUGGUGCCAAUAUCACAAAGAUGAUCCUGCACCACCCGAAGACAGUGAUAAUAAAGAGAAAAGGACCGACGAUAUUCCGUCAUGGGAUGUGGAAUUCUUGAAAGUUGAUCAAGGCACACUGUUCGAAUUGAUUCUUGCAGCCAAUUAUUUGGACAUUAAAGGUUUGUUGGAUGUAACAUGCAAAACGGUUGCAAAUAUGAUUAAAGGAAAAUCACCGGAAGAGAUCCGUCGAACGUUCAACAUCAAAAAUGACUUCACUCCCGAGGAAGAGGAACAGAUCCGUAAGGAGAAUGCGUGGUGUGAGGAUUAA